Messenger RNA from Penicillium concentricum, 1431 nucleotides. Its product is annotated as ankyrin repeat domain-containing protein. The record is from RefSeq and is a predicted model, not a curated record. Lineage: Eukaryota; Fungi; Ascomycota; Eurotiomycetes; Eurotiales; Aspergillaceae. The transcript has a single exon. Gene Ontology annotation, cellular component: nucleus; cytoplasm. The coding region runs from base 1 to 1431 and encodes 476 amino acids. Gene Ontology annotation, molecular function: protein binding.
AUGGAAACCAUUAUCGCACAUCUUAUCCAGAUCAAGGUGGAGAUUCCAAAUCUCAAUGUGGGAUGUGUUGACCGUCUGCUGUAUUCUGCUGCUCGGAGAGGCUAUUUUUCCAUUGUGAAAACGCUGUUGGAUCUAGCCUCUCGCCGCAUAAACCCACCUCAUUAUUACGACACAAUUCUAUCAUACGCGUUGGGAGGGGAAGACUAUUCGUCCGAUGAGAGAGCUUGCUCUUGCACAAAGCAAGAUGUCUCCUCCGGAUCCAGCGAGAAGCUACUGACAGAUCAUUAUUCAACUGUGCAGCUACUACUGGAUCUCGGCGCCCGCUGCAACUAUACCGGGAAUAUCUACUCUUCAGACAUGCCGAUACUACUUGCACUGUUCAAGUGUAGCUCAAUCUCCAACGGCGUUGUGAAGCUGCUUGUCGAACGCGGCGCGAAUGUGAGCAGCAAAGGCGUGCUCCAAGGGUUCAUAGAGACCACGAACCAAUGUGCGUUCUCCAAUGAAGAAACAGCAAAGCUGCUUCUUGAUCACGGCGCAGAUUCCAGUGCACGGGACUACAUCAGUACAACGGUUUUCAACAAAGACAACAAAAAGGCCUUGAUCGAACUUCUCUCCGCGUGUGGACUUGGCCCAGGCAAAAUCAAUGGCUGGGAUCGAAUGAAAGAGACCCCCGAAGGCAGGGCCGAAUUAAUGAAGCAGCUGUUAGAUCUUGAUGUCAAUAUCAAAUGUCGCACUACAUUUGGACCAACCCCACCUCAAUCGACCAUCUCGGAUAGAUCAAACCCAUACGAAUGCAAUUUGGAUGAAGAUGAUCUCAAUGGACCCGAUCGAUUUGGACGCCCAAUAUCUGAACCCGAACCUGAGAACCCCGAUUAUGGAACCUGUGAUUCAUUCAUUCGCAAAUCGGUAAAGCUUCUUUUCAGCCACGGAGCCGAUGGGAGCAUUAGAGAUAGCGAAGAACAGAAUCUCCUUUACCAAACUGACAACAAGCGUCUCGUGAAGCUUAUCCUCGCCCAUGGAGCGGAGGUGAAUGUGGUGGACUCAUACGGUCAAACACCCCUGCUUGCCAUGACACACGGAGCAUCGAAAGCGAUGGUUGGAACAAUCAAAUUACUAUUGAAGCAUGGAGCUAAUAUUGCUGCAAAGAAUGCCGACGACAACACACCUCUCCACCUGGCGGUACUGACUUCGGCAUGGGAAGUGGUCGAGUUGCUUCUUGAUCAUGGAGCGGAUCGAAAUAGCCGCAAUCAAGACGGGGAGACACCAAUGGAUCUUCUGGCCCGUCGCCGGAGUCAUCAGGAGCAAUUCUCGUUCAACAGAAACAAAAAGGGGGAUUUGAUGACUUUUAGAGAUCAAGCGUACCGAGAUCUCUGUUGGCAGUGGUGGCAUGCAUGUCAUUAUUCGGAUCCUAUAUAUUAUUGCUAUUAUUAG